AUGGAGCCCGCCGGCCUGGAAAAGAUCCUGCGGGAGCUGCUGCUGCCGGACACCGAGCGCAUCCGCCGGGCCACCGAGCAGCUCCAGACCGCUCUUCGAGACCCCGCCGCCCUGCCCGCGCUCUGCGACCUUUUGGCCUCAGCGGGCGACCCUCAGAUCCGCCAGUUCGCGGCUGUGCUGACCCGCAGACGACUGAGCACCUGCUGGCGGCGGCUGGCGGCGGAGCAACGGGAGAGCAUCAAGUCCCUGGUCCUGACGGUCCUCCAGGGAGAGACAGAGCAUUCUGUGAGACUUAGCCUGGCCCAGCUCUCAGCCACCAUUUUUCGAAAGGAAGGCCUGGAGGCCUGGCCUCAGCUCAUGCAGCUUCUUCAGCACAGUACACACAGCCCCCACAUCCCAGAGAGAGAGAUGGGGCUUUUGCUGCUAAGUGUGCUGGUGACCUCCCGGCCCGAGGCCUUCCGACCACACCACCGGGAGCUUCUUCGGCUUCUGAAUGAGACCCUUGGUGAGGUGGGCUCUCCUGGGCUCCUCUUUUAUUCCCUGCGCACCCUGACCACCAUGGCCCCUUACCUCGGCACUGACGAUGUGCCUCUUGCUCGAAUGUUGGUGCCUAAGCUCAUCGUGGCUGUGCAGAGUCUGAUCCCUGUAGAUGAGGCAAAGGCUUGUGAGGCCGUGGAGGCCCUGGAUGAAUUGCUGGAGUCAGAGGUGCCUAUCAUCACCUCCCACCUGUCAGAGGUCCUCACAUUCUGCCUGGAGGUGGCUAGAAACGUGGCCCUGAGCGAUGCAGUACGUGUGCGUAUUCUCUGCUGCCUCACUUUCUUGGUUAAAGUCAAGAGCAAGGCCUUACUGAAAAAUCGUCUCCUGCCACCCUUGCUGCACACCCUCUUCCCCAUUAUGGCUGCCGAGCCCCCACUGGGCCAGCUGGAUCCUGAGGACCAGGAUUCGGAGGAGGAAGAGCUGGAGAUUGGGCUGGUGGGGGAGACACCCAAGCACUUUGCUGUACAGGUCGUGGACAUGUUGGCACUCCAUUUGCCCCCUGAGAAGCUCUGUCCCCUGCUGAUGCCCAUGCUGGAAGAGGCCUUGAGGAGUGAGAGCCCCUACCAACGAAAGGCUGGCCUCCUGGUGCUGGCGGUGCUGUCUGAUGGAGCUGGUGACCACAUCAGACAGAGGCUGCUGCCCCCACUGCUGCAGGUUGUGUGCAAGAGCCUGGAGGAUCCGUCGCAAGUUGUACGCAAUGCUGCACUGUUCGCUCUGGGCCAGUUCUCAGAGAACCUACAGCCCCACAUCAGCAGCUACUCCGGUGAGGUGAUGCCACUGCUCCUCGCCUACCUGAGGUCAGUGCCUCCCGGGCACACGCACCACCUGGCCAAGGCCUGCUAUGCCCUAGAGAAUUUCGUGGAGAAUCUAGGACCUAAAGUGCAGCCCUACCUUCCGGAGCUCAUGGAGUGUAUGCUGCAGCCUCUAAGGGAACCCAGCAGCUCUCGGGCCAAGGAGCUGGCUGUGAGCGCCCUGGGGGCCAUUGCCACAGCUGCCCAGGGCUCCAUGCUGCCCUACUUCCCCACCAUUUUGGAGCACCUGCGGGAGUUCCUGCUGACAGGCCACGAGGACCUUCAGCCUGUGCGGAUCCAGAGCUUGGAGACGCUUGGGGUGCUGGCGCGAACAGUGGGGGAGCCCAUGAGGCCCCUGGCUGAGGAAUGCUGCCAGCUGGGGCUGGGCCUGUGCGACCAGGUAGACGACCCUGACUUGCGGCGGUGCACGUACAGCCUGUUUGCAGCCUUAUCGGGGCUGAUGGGUGAGAGCCUGGCGCCCCACCUGCCACAAAUCACCGCACUCAUGCUGUCGUCACUGCGUUCCACUGAGGGCGUUGUGCCUCAGUAUGAUGGAAGCAGCGCCUUCCUCCUGUUUGACGACGAGAGCGAUGGGGAGGAAGAGGAGGAGCUCAUGGACGAGGAUGAGGAGGAGGAGGAGGACUCAGAGAUCUCAGGGUAUAGCGUGGAAAAUGCCUUCUUCGAUGAGAAGGAAGACACCUGUGCUGCCUUGGGAGAGAUCUCUGUGAACGCCAGUGUGGCCUUCCUUCCCUACAUGGAGACUGUCUUUGAAGAAGUGUUUAGACUAUUGGAGUGCCCUCACCUGAAUGUGCGGAAGGCAGCCCAUGAGGCCCUGGGUCAGUUCUGCUGUGCGCUGUACAAAGCCUGUCAAAGCUGCCCCUCGGAACCCAACACUGCUGCUCUGCAGGCCGCCCUGGCCCGGGUGGUGCCGUCCUACCUGCAGGCAGUGCACGGGGAGCGGGAGCGCCAGGUGGUGAUGGCCGUUCUGGAGGCCCUGACGGUGGUGCUGCGUGGCUGUGGGAGCCUCACGCUGCAGCCCCCUGGGCGUCUGGCUGAGCUCUGCAGUGUGCUCAAGGCUGUGCUGCAGAGGAAGACAGCCUGUCAGGACACCGAUGAGGAAGACGAGGAAGACCAGGCUGAAUAUGAUGCCAUGUUGCUCGAGCACGCUGGUGAGGCCAUCCCCGCACUGGCAGCUGCAGCGGGGGGAGAUGCCUUUGCCCCUUUCUUUGCCGGCUUCCUGCCAUUAUUGCUCUGCAAGAUGAAACAGGGCUGCACAGUAGCUGAGAAGUCCUUUGCAGUGGGGAUGCUGGCGGAGUCCAUUCAGAGCCUGGGUGCUGCCUCGGCUCAGUUUGUGUCCCGACUGCUUCCUGUGCUGUUGAGCAGCGCCCGGGAGGCAGACCCCGAAGUGCGGAGCAAUGCCAUCUUUGGGCUGGGUGUGCUGGUGGAGCACGGAGGCCGCCCCGCCCAGGAACACUUCCCCAAGCUGCUGGGGCUCCUGCUGCCCCUCCUGGCGCGGGAGCGCCAUGAUCGUGUCCGUGACAACAUCUGUGGGGCACUCGCCCGCCUGCUGAUGGCCAGUCCCACAAGGAAACCAGAGCCCCAGGUGCUGGCUGCCCUGUUGCACGCCCUGCCACUGAAGGAGGACUUGGAGGAGUGGGUCACUAUAGGGCACCUCUUCAGCUUCCUGUACCAGAGCAGCCCUGACCAGGUUGUAGAUGUGGCUCCCGAGCUCUUGCGCAUUUACAGCCUCAUUCUGGCCGAGAACAAGAUCCCACCAGACACCAAGGCGGCACUGCUGCUUCUCCUGACGUUCUUGGCCAAACAGCACACCGACAGCUUCCAUUCGGCACUGGGUUCCCUGCCUGGCGACAAGGCCCAGGAGCUCCAGGCCGUCCUGGGCCUCACCUAGACUACGGGCUGCAGCUGGGCCAGAGAGGACAGAGCCCACCCAGGCCCAGCUCUCAGCCCAGCUCCAGCUCAUGCCUUACCAAAGAUUCUAAGCCUGGGCCUCCUACCCACUUGGAGUCUCAGCCCUAUUCACUGCCUUGUGCUGUGGGACAAUACAGUGUCACGACACCAGACUGUAAUAAAGGCAGUUUAUUUUCUGCUUGAA
Messenger RNA from Vicugna pacos (alpaca), 3441 nucleotides. It is a transcript of the gene IPO4, whose product is annotated as importin 4. NCBI's taxonomy places the organism in Eukaryota, Metazoa, Chordata, Mammalia, Artiodactyla, Camelidae. Gene Ontology annotation, molecular function: small GTPase binding. Gene Ontology annotation, biological process: protein import into nucleus. The record is from RefSeq and is a predicted model, not a curated record.